AAAAUGGCCCAAACCAAGCAGACUGCUCGUAAGUCAACGGGUGGGAAAGCGGCCCGCAAGCAGCUGGCGACCAAAGCGGCCAGGAAAAGCGCCCCUUCUACUGGCGGGGUAAAAAAACCUCAUCGCUACAGGCCCGGGACUGUUGAGCUUCGAGAAAUCCGUCGUUACCAGAAAUCCACCGAGCUUCUGAUCCGGAAACUGCCUUUCCAGAGGUUGGUGAGGGAGAUCGCCCAGGAUUUCAAAACCGACUUGAGGUUCCAGAGUGCCGCCAUCGGCGCGCUGCAGGAGGCUAGCGAAGCGUACCUGGUGGGUUUGUUUGAAGAUACUAAUCUGUGUGCCAUCCACGCUAAGAGAGUCACCAUCAUGCCCAAAGACAUCCAGUUGGCUCGCCGGAUACGGGGAGAGAGAGCUUAAGUGAAUGUAGUUUUUAUGGUGUUUUGUAGUAAAUUCUGUAAAAUACUUCGGUUUAAUUUGUGACUUUUUUGUAAGAAAUUGUUUAUAAUAUGUUGCAUUUGUACUUAAGUCAUUCCAUCUUUCACUCAGGAUGAAUGCGAAAAGUGACUGUUCACAGACCUCAGUGAUGUGAGUACUGUUGCUCAGGAGUGACAAGUUGCUAAUAUGCAGAAGGGAUGGGUGAUAUUUCUUGCUUCUCAUGAUGCAUGUUUCUGUAUGUUAAUGACUUGUUGGGUAGCUAUUAAGGUACUAGAAUUGAUAAAUGUGUACAGGGUCCUUUUGCAAUAAAACUGGUUAUGACUUGA
This is a messenger RNA of Bubalus bubalis (water buffalo), 758 nucleotides long. Its product is annotated as histone H3.3A-like. The transcript has a single exon. Lineage: Eukaryota; Metazoa; Chordata; Mammalia; Artiodactyla; Bovidae. Gene Ontology annotation, molecular function: structural constituent of chromatin; protein heterodimerization activity; DNA binding. Gene Ontology annotation, cellular component: nucleosome. The record is from RefSeq and is a predicted model, not a curated record. Bases 4 to 414 code for a protein of 136 amino acids.